Molecule: messenger RNA, 2518 nt
Organism: Equus quagga
Lineage: Eukaryota; Metazoa; Chordata; Mammalia; Perissodactyla; Equidae
Gene: SLC10A6
Product: solute carrier family 10 member 6
Exons: 6
Coding region: 238-1371 (377 amino acids)
Biological process (GO): bile acid and bile salt transport
Cellular component (GO): membrane
Molecular function (GO): bile acid:sodium symporter activity
Source: RefSeq, a predicted model, not a curated record
AAGUGGAAAGCCUUAGUUACCACAGUUUAUUACGUUUCAUGCCUAUAAUAAUUACUUUUGUAAUGUCUCUCGUGAAUUAAUUGAUCAGAUUAGGAUGAAUCUCCUGGCUGGCCAAUAGCUAUCGGAAUGAUUCUCCACGUGUGACUUGGUUGCGUUAUCACAAAACGUGGCAGGAUAGACCUGCCCAGCCGUCGCGGCAGAUACUCAUUUGUAAUGCUGCCUUAAGGAGAUGAAGAGAUGAGAGCAAAUUGUUCCAGCAGCUCAGCCUGCCCUGCCAACAGCUCGGAAGAGGAGUUGCCAGUGGGGCUGGAGGCCCAUGGGAACCUGGAACUUGUUUUCACAGUGGUGUCAGCCGUGAUGAUGGGCCUGCUCAUGUUCUCCUUGGGAUGUUCUGUGGAGAUCCGGAAGCUGUGGCUGCACAUCAGGAGACCCUGGGGCAUUGCCGUGGGGCUGCUCUGCCAGUUUGGGCUCAUGCCUCUUAUAGCCUAUCUCCUGGUCAUCUGCUUCUCUCUGAAGCCAGUUCAAGCUAUUGCUGUUCUCAUCAUGGGGUGCUGUCCCGGGGGAACCAUCUCCAACAUUUUUACCUUGUGGGUUGAUGGAGAUAUGGAUCUCAGCAUCAGUAUGACCACCUGUUCCACAGUGGCUGCCCUGGGGAUGAUGCCACUCUGCCUUUAUCUCUACGCCUUGUCCUGGAAUCUGGAGCAGAAUCUCACCAUUCCAUAUCAGAACAUAGGAAUUACUCUUGUGUGCCUGACCAUUCCUGUGGCCUUCGGUGUCUGUGUGAAUUACAGGUGGCCAAAACAAUCCAAAAUCAUCCUCAAGAUUGGGGCCAUUGUUGGUGGGGUCCUCAUUGUGGUGGUCGCAGUUGCUGGUGUGGCGCUGGCGAAAGGAUCUUCGAAUUUAGACACCACUCUUCUGACCAUCAGUUUCAUCUUUCCUUUGAUUGGCCAUGUCACGGGCUUUCUGCUGGCGCUUCUUACCCACCAAUCUUGGCAGAGGUGCAGGACGAUUUCUUUAGAAACUGGAGCUCAGAAUAUUCAGAUGUGUGUCACCAUGCUCCAGUUAUCUUUUACUGCCAGGGAAUUGGUCCAGAUGCUUAGCUUCCCAUUGGCCUACGGGCUCUUCCAGCUGUUGGAUGGGUUUCUCAUUAUUGCAGCAUAUAAGAUGUACAAGAGGAGAAUGAAGAGCAAACACAGAAAGAGGAAGCCAGGUUGUGCAGAAGCCUGCCAUAAGAAGAAGUCUACUUCUCCCAAAGAGACCAGAGCUUUCUUGGAGGUGAAUGAAGAAGCCGCUGUAACUCCUGGGCCGUCAGGCCUGCUGGAGCUCCACAUGGCCCGCGAGCCAACCGGCCACAUCUCUUCAUGUGCAUAGGAGGGGCUUGCCGGCCUGACUGCUCGCCCAGCUUCCUCAGUGGCCAGUAAAGACAGUGCAGAGCUGAUGAGUGAAUCUCGUUGGCAGGGCCUGUGCGAAUAUCUGACUGUCAAAUGUUAGAAUAUUUAUAUUUAUAUAUUUUGAUGGCGAAUUGUCAUAUGAUCCCUUUUUCCGAACAUAUUCUGCCCACUUCAGGGAGUGCUUUCAGGGGUUUACGCAAUGUAUUCACCAGCUGCCAUGUGUGUUCUCGUCUUCACAUACAGUGAAGAGAAACACCCAUUGUCAGGCGAAGUCAACCUCAGGUUGGACUUAAUCUCUCAGGAGUUAGGACUCUGUGUAGAGGCGAUGUUACCCCACGCUGCAGGGCAAGGACAGCGUCUGGCCCCACUUGACUUCUUGACUUUGGGCAAGUCCUUUGGAGCAUUGGAAAGGAAACACACAGCUCUUAUAAAAAAAUGGGGUCUUUUCUCAAAUGAUUGAUAUUUUUUAAGGGCUUGAAAAUCUUUUUGGAUUAUAGAUAUAAUACAAGGUUAGAGAGAAUUUAAUGAACACUCAAGGUUAAAAGGUGAAUGCCCUGUGUUUUUACUCCCUAGAGAUAGGCACACAUAUAUCCGUCUAAUGUAUGUUUAAACAUUACAUCAUUUUAAAAAUGUUGAGAUAUCCCACAUAUACUGUUUAGUCAGUCACUUAAUGACACAUUGUGGGGUAUCUUUACGUGUCAGUCUGUGUUGACCUACCUCAUCCUUUAGAACAAUGGCUUCAUAGAAGUAUUGCAUUGCAUGGAAGGACUGUAAUUUAUUUAAUCGUUCCUUAUUCAUGGACAUUUAGAUAGCUGUCAACUUAUUGGUAUUACAAUGCUGCUACAAAUGCCCACGCCCUUGUGCAAGUAUUUCUGUAGGAUCACUUCCUAGACUUGAAGUGCCAGGCCCAUUGCACAUUAAAAUUUUGGACAGAUCGCUCUCGGCAAUGUUGUACAGCAGUGCCUGAGAGGGCUGGCUUCCCACAGUCACACCAGGCUAAAGAAUGAUCAGUUCUUAUUUGUGAAAAUAUCUCAUUUAAAAUGGCUUUCUCUUUCUUUUUUUUUUUUUUUUGGUGAGGAAAAUUGGCCCUGAGCUAACAUCUGUUUCCAAUCUUCCUUUUUUUGCUU